Molecule: messenger RNA, 1307 nt
Organism: Paramecium pentaurelia
Lineage: Eukaryota; Ciliophora; Oligohymenophorea; Peniculida; Parameciidae
Source: the annotation of a GenBank genome assembly
AUGAAAUUUACAUUGAUUAUAUUAUGCCUUAUAAUUGGAUCAUUCUCACAAGAUCUCUAUUUUGUGAGUGAUCCUGAAGCAUUAUGUUUGGAUGGUUCAAGAGGAGUACUUCAAUAUAAUAUUUAAGUCUUAUUAUUUUGCUGAAGGAUACGGAUCAGGAUCAUAGAAUUUCAUAUUUCACUUUACUGGAGGAUCGUAAGAAUCUUAAUAUAUCUAAUUAGUUGGAUUCAAGGAUUGAACGAAUAAUAAUUGUUAAAUUCAGCAUACAAAAGGUAUGAUCUAUAUAGAUUAUGAUCUGAGACAUAAUUGGGAAGUUCAAAAUACAAUGAACCAAAAAUUACAUAUAAUGGAUUCUUUUCUAGAUCACAAUCUUUGAAUCCUGAUUUCUAUAAUUGGAAUAUCAUUAAUAUCAAUUAUUGUGAUGGAACAGGUAUAUGUUAUAGAAUUAAUAUUUAGGACAUUAAGGUUAUAAGAAAGAUGCUGCAUUAUAUAAUGGAAAAAAAUUAUAUUUCAGAGGAGAUAAAAUAGUGAAAUCAAUUAUUAUUGAAUUCUAUGAAAGAAUGAGUAAAGGUGGUACAGUAAUAGUUUCUGGUUGUUCAGCAGGAGGAUUAGCAGCUUAUUAUUGGGUUGAAUAUUUUAGAGAUAUAUUACCUUUGAAUGUUUAAGUAUUGGGAGUACCUGAUUCUGGAAUCUUUAUUGAUAUGAAAUCUAUUGAUGGUACUGAAUUACCAAAAUUAUCAUUGAUUGAAAUGCAAAAAUUAGUUAAUUAAGAAGCUAGUAAUCCUAAUGCUGAAUGUGUUUAAAGUAAUCCUAAUGAAUUAUGGAAAUGUUUCUAUGCUCAAUAUUUAUUAAGGUAUAAUAAUUCAUAUUUUUUAUAUUAGAUAUGUCAAUGUGCCCAUUUUUAUUGUCAAUUCUUUAUAUGAUACUGCUAGUAUUAAAGAUCUAUUACAAAUAUCAUGUGUAGCUAGAAAUUCUUUGUCAGGUUGUUCUUAAAAAGAAAGAAAAUAUAUUGAAGAAUUACAUUCUAGCAUUUAGACUGUCAUUUCAGGUAGACGAUCAAUCUUUAGAGAUACAGGUUCUUUUGCACCUGCAUGUUUAGAACAUUGGUAAAUAUAAUUUUUUAAAUUUACUUUAGUUUUUUAUAAACUACAUAUUAUUAAUCAACUUCAUGGUAAGUUCCAGGAAAAUCUGGAUUUACUAUUCAAAAGAGUUUGAGAUAAUGGUUAAGUCAAUUCAAUGUUGGAAAUUUGGAUAAUCAUAUUGAUUCAGUAGAUUGGCCUAGUAAUGAAGCUUGUUCGAAUGCUUGA